This is a messenger RNA of Solanum verrucosum, 462 nucleotides long. RefSeq lists its product as uncharacterized. The record is from RefSeq and is a predicted model, not a curated record. Lineage: Eukaryota; Viridiplantae; Streptophyta; Magnoliopsida; Solanales; Solanaceae. Bases 1 to 462 code for a protein of 153 amino acids. The transcript has a single exon.
AUGUAUAUACAGAAGUUGUGCAAGAGAUUUCACAAGAUUGAAUUCAGGCACACUCCCAGGACACAGAAUGAGUUGGCCAAUGCUCUUACCACUAUCGUAUCAAUGAUUAAACAUACAUAUAUAAUUUAUAUUGAUCCUUUGGAUAUAGAGGUAAAAGAGAAGUUCGUCCAUUGUUCAGAUGUUGAAGCGGAGCUAGAUGAUUUGCCUUGGUAUUUUGACAUCAAAAGGUAUUUAGAGAUCGAGACUUAUCCUGAAAAUGCAACGCUCAACCAGAAGAAGUCGAUACGCCAUAUGGCCCUCAAUUUCUUCAUAAGUGGGGAAAUCCUUUAUAGGAGGACUCCCGAUUUAGGUCUUCUAAGAUGUGUUGAUGCUAGUAAAGCUAUGAAACUUCUUGAACAGAUACAUGUCGGAGUUUGUGGUACUUACAUGAAUGGGCUCACUUUGGCGAGGAAGAUCCUUUGA